UUCCAUUUCAUUUCAGGCAAUUAUUUUAGAGAAUCUGAACAUUAUCAAGGGGAAUUCUCCAGUGUCAUAUCAGCAGGUUUUACAAUUUCUGGAAGGUUAAUUAGAAACUGUAUUCGAUAAAACGAGAAGAAACAUUCUUUGGGAAUUAGUCGGUACGGAUUUUGUGCCUGUCUUUUGAUAUUACGUGUACAUUCAUUUGGAUGCAGAACGGUGUAUAACUAAGAUAUAGUUUCAUUACUUGUUACAUCGGAAAGUUAAGCAUAUCGCACAACUUGUACGUUGUAGUCGAUGUUUGGAUAUAAUCAAUAAUAUAUAUAUUAGUUUUUUACCUUUAUUUGAAAAACAAAAAAAAAAAAGAAUGGUUUCUGCUGGAUUGUGCAUGAUUGAUUCGAUUGCAGCCAUACAAACAGUUGUUAAGAUAGGACACAUAUAUGCAUUAUUAUUGGAUAAUACAGGGGUUAAUACUACACGUUCCCCUGUCACCACAGUAGAGGGGCCGGUACUUGGGGAAAGCAAGGUUCCAGUGUCGAUUAAGCAGUUUGCAAGACAAGAAUUAUGCAAGGAUUUUGAUGGAAACAAGUAUUUCUACAAUGCAAUGAAAACAAAGUUUUGUUCAUUAACAUUGACCUUCACAGCAAAUCACGUACUUAGUCUUUGCAGAAAACGUGAUUUCAUGCUAGAUAAUUGGGUCUCUGAAUUAUUCGAUUUUGAUGGUGGAAUCAGUUAAACCUUGAUAGACAAGCAUAGCUGUCUAUUAUUCAAAGCCACAGUAUGUUAUGGAUCUGUUGUACAAUUUCUCCCCAUUUUUCAGGGGAUGGAUAUAUAUCACACCCAGAAAGGAAUUACUAUUCAAGGUAACAAACCGAAAAGACAACCUGAAAUCAAGGAAUGUAAACGUGUCUUGAAACAAUGGGAGCAAAGAAACAGCAGAACAAAUACCAUUACGAAUGAAUGCUGAUAUUUGCUAUGGAAAUCAGUUCUUUUAAUUUAUUAAGGAUAUAAGCAAUGCUAAGUCUUUUACACAAGUACAAUCAUGGCAUUUUGAACAACUGCAUUGAGGCAUUCUGGUGAAUAAAUAAUUGUAAAAAUGAAAAACGUGUUGUGCAUUUGACCUAUAUCAGUAAACAGUUUCUAUGCGUAAUGUGAUUUGGAAAGACGCUGACCGAAAUAUUAUGU
Messenger RNA from Mercenaria mercenaria, 1176 nucleotides. RefSeq lists its product as uncharacterized. The transcript is spliced from 4 exons. The record is from RefSeq and is a predicted model, not a curated record. The coding region runs from base 359 to 727 and encodes 122 amino acids. NCBI's taxonomy places the organism in Eukaryota, Metazoa, Mollusca, Bivalvia, Venerida, Veneridae.